GCAGCAUGUUGUUUCGGCAGCACAGCAUGUUCACUGUGCUGUGCGGCAUGUCCAUCGACUCGAAGUUCAUUAACCACGAGAGUGAUGUACGCCGGUAUGCUAUUCAUUGGUACUUUUGUGGCGUGUAUCAUGCUCGCUCCUGGAAUACAAGCUAAACUUGCUGAUCAAAGUUGGUUCUGCCAAGGUCUGGUCGAUAUCGCAGGGUUGAACUGUAACCGCGCUACUGGUUUUCAAGCCGUCUACAGAUUGUGUGCGGCAAUGGCAUCGUUCUUUUUCGUCUUUAUGAUUCUAAUGUUCGGCGUUAAAUCGUCGCAUGACGUUCGUUCGAAAAUUCAGAAUGGAUUCUGGUUCUUUAAGUACGUCAUUCUCAUCGCACUGGCCGUCGCGUUCUUCUAUAUUCGAUCCGAAAAUCUCGCUGAACCAGUUGGAAUAAAUUUAUAUGAAUUUUUUCAGCAUUGA
This is a messenger RNA of Anisakis simplex (herring worm), 459 nucleotides long. The record is from the annotation of a GenBank genome assembly. Lineage: Eukaryota; Metazoa; Nematoda; Chromadorea; Rhabditida; Anisakidae.